UUCUCUUCGUCUCUCUCUCUUCACUCUUUCUCCUCAGUAGUAGUGGUAGUGGUAGUUGAAGCAGAGGAGAAUAUAGCCUCAAAAACCCCAGAAAGAAAAGGGAAAAAACGAAAGCCAUGGAUACUGACGACGUUACGCAUGUACUCUUCACUAAAAUCAGAAGCAUAGACCCUGAUAACGCCACAAAAAUCAUGGGUUAUAUCCUCAUACAAGACCCACCCGAGAGGGAGUUGAUGCGUUUAGCACUUGGUCCUGACUCCCUCCUCCGCACCCUCGUUUUGAAGGCCAAAACUGACUUGGGACUUUCGUCGAACACUUUGUCUUCACCUUCUGCUCCUUCUCCUCACUCGCCUUUAAACCCCAUUUCCAGACCCACCAACAGCGCUGUGCAAAACCCAUUUUCGCAGUCGUCUUCUAGAAUUGCUAGAAAUGGCUUAGGGGAUUAUGGAAAGGUAACGCCUUUGUCACCAAGCAGCGGUCCAAAAUCAAGUCAUUUUCUUUCUCAUGAGAGUACUCUGUCUGGUUCUGGUUCUGUUUUGGCCCCUUCAUUUUCACAUCUGAAUAAUGGAAAUGACGGUGGUGAGGGUGGUAAUGGUGGUGAUUUUCUCGAUAACCAUCAAUUGAAUGAAUAUUUGUCCUUUCUUGAUGAGAAUUCAUCCAAAAGUGAGGAAUUUGUCGAUCCAAGGUCUCAAUUUGGUUAUUCAGCUAACAAUGAAGACACUAAUUUGCACAGGAGAAGUUUCUCAGCUAGUGAAUUGCGUCUUGAAUCUGAGGAUGUUGGUUUUGGUGGUGGAUACAAGCCUUGCAUUUACUUUGCUAGAGGGCAUUGCAAGAACGGGGAUAAUUGCAAGUUUGCACAUGGUGGUUUUGCUGAUAAUGUUGACCAUGGUGGUCAUAUUGUUGGUUCAUCCAGCAAAAUGGACUUUCUUUAUCAUCAGCUGGAGGAGAUGAAGAGAAUGAAAGCUCUCUAUCAGCAACGCUUGGCUGCUUCACAGUUCAUAGGCGGAGCUCCGUCACUGUUUUCUGACAAAAGCAUGAAUCUUUUCCUCCGGCAGCAAAAUGACCCGCAGAGAGCUGCUGCAUUAAUGUUGGGUGAAGAAAUCUACAAGUUUGGUCAGGAUCAACUAGAAAGGAAUGACCUCUUUGCAUUGGCAUUGGCAGAAAAGGCCAACUCAGCAUCGAGACAGAUUUAUUUGACAUUCCCAGCUGAUAGCUCAUUCAAGGAUAAAGAUGUCUCAAACUACUUUAGCUUAUUUGGACCAGUUCAAGAUGUGAGGAUCCCAUACCAGCAGAAGCGAAUGUUUGGUUUUGUUACCUUUGUCCAUGCAGAGACUGUAAAGUUCAUUUUGGAGAGGGGAAAUCCUCAUUUUAUAUGUGAUUCACGUGUGCUUGUGAAGCCCUACAAAGAAAAAGGAAAAGCCCCUGACAAGAGGCAAAAUCUACAGCAGCAGUUUGAGGUGGGUAACUACUCUCCGUCUUCUAGCCCUUCUGGGCUUGAUUUUAGAGAGAUGUAUGAGCUUCACCUAGGAGAAAAGAUGGUGUACAGUCCACAGGAGAUGAUUUUGAGAAGAAAAUAUAAAGAGCAGGCUGAUCUUCAGCAUGCUAUUGAACAGCAAAGCAGAAGGUUCAUAAAUUUGCAACUUCCAGACUUCAAGAGCGAUUAUACUCACCAUCGCAGUCUCUCUGUUGGGUCCUCUGUUUCCUUGCCUGCUCACCUUGUAAACCAAAAUGCAUAUCUUUCACUUGACAGCAUUAGUCAAGAAAUUGCUGAAGUAAAUGGUGAUAAGACAGCUGGUGAUGUUACCUCAACCAUAAAUGCUCCACAGGAGCUUCAGCCGCAAACACGUUCAGUUUGCAUUCAGAACAGUGGUGAUGACAAUAAGAAGGGAAGCCACACCCCUGAAUGGUGCCAAGCUCCGGAACUAAAUCCUGAGAGCAGGGUAGAGCAAGUACUUCCCGAUGGACUUUCUGGUUCUGCCAUGAAAUCUGCUGUAGAUCAGAGGCCCGAAAUCUCUCUUCUGGCAGAAAUCAAUCCAAAUAUCGAAUUAAAGACUACUUCAUCCUCUUCAGAAAAUAACCCAUCAUUGCCAACCACUUCUACCAGCGACACGGGUUCACCUCAACCAUCUUGUUCUUAAUGCUGGGGUUUUGCUAAGGGCAUGAAGCCAAUGAACUGUACGAAAUAAAGAAAAGUAGGGAAGCAUAUACAAGAGAUGAACUCUGUAGGUGUGUAUAGCCAAAUUAUACAGCGAAGAAUAGAUGCGUAGGGAAUAGACCGCAACGUCUUGAUGAAAUACAAAUACUACUGACAGCAAAUUCAUAUUUUGGAUACGUGAAGGACAGAUGAACUGAUAUAAAAAUGUAGGGUUUUCCUUUUUUUUGGUGUUUUUUAUUUGCUCCUGUUGUUGUUGGAUGUUG
This is a messenger RNA of Rubroshorea leprosula, 2418 nucleotides long. Lineage: Eukaryota; Viridiplantae; Streptophyta; Magnoliopsida; Malvales; Dipterocarpaceae. The record is from the annotation of a GenBank genome assembly.